UUCAAAAUUUGGCACAAAACUAGCAAGAUCGAGGAAGAGGACAAUUCGAUUACAUCAGCUGGUAUUUAUUUUAUCGACCCCCAUCCUACACCCGCCGAAAGGAUGAAACGCGAAGUUGACCUCGGCGGAAUUUGAAUUCAGAACGUAAAGAUGGAAGAUUAUAUAUAUAAAUAUGAGCGGCUAACAAAAGACUCAACAUACUUUCUUCUGAUGGUUUAUAUUGAAAUUUUCAUUAAAACUGACACUCUUUUUAAUGUCCUACAAACCAAAAUGAUAGACAUUUCAUAAUGCAUUGAGGGGAUUAAUGGAACAAUAAAUUUACUUGAAAAUCUACACAAAAGUUUCGAGGAUUUGUAUGUAAAGUUUGAAGAAUGUUGCAGAGAAAAUAACUUAACCAAGUCAAAAUCUCAUACAAAAGGUUCAUUUAAAGAAAAAAGAAUGGGAAUGUUUGGUGUAAUUUUGGAUUACAUACUGAAGAACAUGAAAGCAAGAUUUGCUGAUUUCAAAAACUUAAAGUUCAUUUCAUUAGUUUAUGAAAAUAAAUUUCAAGAUCUUGCUUGCCAAGUUGAUAAGAAUGCAUUUGAACGUUUAGAAAAGAAUUAAGGAAACUUUUUAGAUAUCAUAAGACUGAAAGCGGAUUUAGCUAGAAUUUACAAUGCACAGGUGUUUCGAGAUAAAUCUGUUAAAACUUUGCUUCAUUUUAUAUUUGCAAAUAAACUAACCCAAACGUUCCCCGAAGCUGUGAAGUUGCUGCAAUUAAUCUUGACAGUUCCUACUACAACUGUUUCUGUGGGGAGGUCGUUUUCUGCUUUGAAAAGAAUUAAGAGAUACACUAGGAACAGAAGGACAAAUCAAAAAAUUUCCUUACUUGCUUUAAUAUCCAUUGAAAAGGAAAGACUUAACAAAAUGGAGCAAGAAAUAAUACAUUUCUAAAUCUCUCAGAGAGAUUUAUGCAGUAGUGAUACGAUGAAGUAGUUGUAUGCUGUCAACUUAAUGUGACAGUCCCCUAAAGGGAAUAAUACUACUGUUGGUUAGACCUAGGAAACUGCACUGCCGCGUGUCUGUCGAGUGCACAUCUCUUUGCACGUUAAUUUCACGAACAGGCUGUUCUGUUGAUCGGAUCAAUUCGAACCAUCUUUGUCGUAACCGACUGAAUGCCAUUUUAGUAUAUACAAAUAAGUAUGUUUGGAGAUUAUUUAGAAGUACUUCGGCGUUAAUAGGCGACAUAAUUAUACACUGAAGCGGAUCUUAUUAAAGUGGAUUUCUUUUUAUUGUUGUGUCGUUAGCUAUUUUUCGAGAACAGGUUAAAAUUUUCCACCAACGUACGUACGUAUAAAUACGGUGCGUGUUGUCGUUCUCAUCACUCCAAGCUGUGGAAGACCUUAGUACAGGAAUUACGAGGACUACAAUCGCAGAUCAUAAUACUAGCCUCAAAGUUUCAAACAAUAUUUAGAAAAUGGAGCAAAACAACAGUGUCAACAUUUGUGCUAGUAUUUUAGAAGAACUAAAUACUAAAAUAAUGUAUCUCGGAAUUUCAACGGCACUUGGAGCAAUUGGAAAUUGCUUUGUAUCAUACAUAUAUUAUUAUAAAUUUGAUGAGACAGCCACGCAUAUGUUCAUUGUAGCACUCUCUGUGUGUGAUUUUCUAACUUCCAUAAUAGGUAUACCUAUGGACAUUGUGGUCCUACAUUAUUCCUACACUUUCGACAGUGAUAUUACAUGCCGUGUGAUACGUUAUGUGGUAGCUAUAGCAGUAAUCAAUUCAGCUUUGAUUGUGUUUGUUAUAGCAAUUGAUAGAUACAUUCUUAUAUGCCGACCUCUUAAGCAAAAUAUUUCCGUUAAAAAUUCAAAACAAAUUCUAGCAUUUUUUACAAUCUUCACGGUUGUUGUUUCUAUACCAGCAAUUUUUGUACACGGCAAACAAAACAAAAUGGUAAAACGAUGUGGAAAUAUAGGAAAGGAGUGUACACUUUUCCCCUAUAUAAAUGGCACAAUGCAUCCUUUAGCCUAUUAUUCUUUCGUGUUGACCGUUUCCUGUUGUAUGUUAAUAAUUCUUUUGAUUAUAUACUCAUUAAUUGGCAUGCGCAUUUGGAAAAUUUACAAAGCGAAGAAAAAUAAAGCAAAUCAGUUUCGCGAAGCCUUCACAACUCGUACCAUUUCCAAACCUGAAGGUCAGUUUACAGAUAGUAGUUCUUCAGAGAAGCGAUCUACCUCUUUUGUGCGUCUUAGAAAACAAUCAAUGCCACCAGCUCGGUCUAAUUUAAUAUUCUUCAUCAUCACUUUGGUGUGGAUUAUCGCUUAUAUACCACAUUUCGUCGGAGUAUUGUGGAAGUUGCUCGUUAAAGAUUUUGAAGUCGUUGCAAGUGAUAAAGAACUAGUGAUUAACAAAUUAUUAACCUAUUCUCUUUAUCUCAGCUCUUCUCUAAACCCGUAUAUUUACGGACUUUUCAAUCGACGGUUUCGUAAUGAAUUGCUGGCUUUAUUUCGCAAUCUUUUCAAACCAUGUAAAAAGUAAAAUAUCG
Messenger RNA from Octopus bimaculoides (California two-spot octopus), 2522 nucleotides. Its product is annotated as orexin receptor type 2. Gene Ontology annotation, biological process: G protein-coupled receptor signaling pathway. NCBI's taxonomy places the organism in Eukaryota, Metazoa, Mollusca, Cephalopoda, Octopoda, Octopodidae. Gene Ontology annotation, cellular component: membrane. Gene Ontology annotation, molecular function: G protein-coupled receptor activity. The record is from RefSeq and is a predicted model, not a curated record.